Molecule: messenger RNA, 4313 nt
Organism: Topomyia yanbarensis
Lineage: Eukaryota; Metazoa; Arthropoda; Insecta; Diptera; Culicidae
Product: synaptic vesicle glycoprotein 2B-like
Exons: 5
Coding region: 1132-2796 (554 amino acids)
Biological process (GO): transmembrane transport
Molecular function (GO): transmembrane transporter activity
Source: RefSeq, a predicted model, not a curated record
AGAAGCUUUUCUUCAGAAUCUUGAGAUAUGUUUAUUUUCCAGAAUCCUAAACAAUCCAAUAGAAUUCUGAGCAACAAAACGUAGAUAUACAGAUAAGGAUUCCUUCGGAAUGCUGAGAUAGAUUUUAUCGAAAUGCUAAAAAGAGUCUUUAAAAAGUUUCGAAUAGAAUCCAAGGAAGGACUACUUCAGAAUCCAAAGCAGAGCUCCGACAGAAUUAUAAGAUACAUGGUAAGUCAGAAUCCUAUGCGAGUAUCAGAAACCGUCUUCAGAGUAAACGAUUUUAAAUGACAUUUUCUGCGUUGAAAAGAUAAUAUAAAACCUGCAUGGAGGUGGCUUGAACCCCCUAAACCAGUCCUGGUGCACGGUUCUGAUUGGAGUGAUACCCGCAGAGUAUAGCUUGAAACGGUUCCAAGAUCCCAUUUUCCAGCAAAUAUCCUACCGUAAAACUUCCACCAUAAUUUUCUUGACAUACUGAUUCCACAGUAAUACACUGUGCACUUUACUCCCAGGUAUUUUGUGUCUUCGAUAGUACGUCUAGACACACUUUCAGUCUGGUGAAAAGUUUUUGUUACAGAUCUUAUCUGGUAGCUAGCGGCAGCUCAGCUGGAUCAUACAACAAGCGUGUGUUUACUAUUGUAAGGUGAAAGCUUCCACCGCAGAUUGUAGAAGAUAAUUCAAGAUGAUGUUGCCAUGCAUGUGAGUUUUUGAUGUUUUGAAUUACGAUGUGUGUUCAAAGAUAUAAGAACGCGAGGGAUAUGAAUAGAGACUGAUACCUGGAACAGUUGGGAAUCUUUUAACCUGGAGGUAGUCAAUUUCAAAUUAAUUAAACAAAACACAAUUACUAUUGAAGGGAAAUCGAAUUGAUCUUAACUUAUGAACAUGAACAUUUCGAAUAAUACUUUCAAAUCUUCUUGGCCUUGUAAUCUGAAAGAUUUUCUUCAAACAAAUUAAACAAUACCAAGUUCAAAUAGGGUCAACAGAAACCAAACUCUAUUCUGUACAUAUCCGUAAAUCCAACACACAGUCACUCGUUCUAACAUCCUAUCUGUAUGCGCCUUUCAGUAGGAAUCUAUCUGGAAACAAGAUCAGCAAGAAAUUUUGAUUGGGAAUCAAACUAGUUCCCAACCAACCAUGGAAAGUUCCAACGAUAAAACAUCAGGUGUAUCCAACUCGGUAACUUUCGACGAUGCCCUCUCGUUGACAAAGUUCGGCCAACUGAACUACGUUCUAAUCAUCAUAGCGGGGACAAUUCUUACAGCAUUCCUGCUUGAAACUCUAGGAAUCAGCUACGUCAUCGCGGUGGCCGAGUGUGACCUACAGUUGUCUACCAAGGAGAAGGGAGUGCUCAGUGGGAUAGCUUUCGUGGGAGUUAUCAUCAGUUCACACCUAUGGGGAUUUCUAGCGGAUACUAUGGGCCGCCGGAAGGUGAUUGUUCCCACGCUUUGUUUGACGUUCGGGACAACUGCUUUGUCCAGUUUCGCCACAGGCUUUUGGUCGAUCGUCAUUUUACGUUUCUUUGCCGGCUUCUUUGUUUCCGGUUCAUCGGCAACCAUCUACGCGUAUCUUGGCGAGUUUCACAACCACCGCAACCGAUCUCGUGCCAUUAUGGGUGCUUCGUUCGUCUUCGGAAUAGGUUGUCUGCUACUACCAGCGAUAGCUUACGUCGUAAUAAAUCGGGAGUGGGCGCUUGUUGUGCCGGUGCUGAACAUUGUCUACCGUCCGUGGCGAUUGUUUCUCGUCGUUUGCAGUCUGCCAUGUCUGGUUAGUGGUCUAGCAUUGCUUUGGCUACCGGAGAGUCCUAAGUUUAUGCUACAUCAGGGUGAUAUGAAAGCAGCGAUCGACACCAUCCAGUGGAUGCAUCGUGUCAACUGUGGUAAAACAGUUUCGCCACUUUUCAUUGAUUUAAUUCUCGCGGAUGAGGAGGACAAACAAUUCGAGGAACGUCGAGCUGUGCUAAGCAGCUCCAAAGGUUUCAGUGCUAUGAUGAAACUGGUUUGGGAUCAAACUGCUCCUCUCUUUCGGAAACCUUACCUGAACAUAACAGCGAUUGUGUGCUUUCUUCAAUUCGGAACAUAUUUCACCUCGCAUGGGCUAUACAUGUUCUUUCCGGAGAUUCUGAACCAAUUGGUAGAAUCACAUGCUGCUGGUGUUGACCGGACCACCGUGUGCAAUGUGGUUUAUACGCAAAAUAGGCUGAUCAAUUCGGAGGUUGUCGGUGAUCAAAGCUGCACACCACAGAUGCUGAAUGCUACCACAUACGGACUUUCGUUCAUACUUGAGGUGAUUUACGCACUGGGGUUCGCAGUGAUAGGUGUGCUCAUCAACGUGGUGGGGAAGCUAUCGAUUUUGGUGUUCGUUUUCGUGGGUUGUGGUUUAUCCGGAGCAUUGAUGGUUGUAGUGGAUACGCCUGUUGGUGGUAUGUCACUUUACAUGAUACUGGUGAUGGCAGGGUUUGGUGGAAGUGUGGUUACUGCCGCCACUGUAGAUCUGUUUCCAACAAAUUUAAGAGCAAUGGCUGUCUGUAUCGCGCUAAUGUUCGGCCGACUUGGAGGGGUAGUCGGGGCAAACAUGCUCGGAAUGUUGCUGGACACUCACUGUGAGUGGAGUUUUGGGAUGUCAGGUGCUAUCCUUAUGAUCUGUACUGUGCUGUCAUUCUUCAUACCGAACAUCAAUGUUUGCACGCGGGGGAACGAACCCCUACCGACACUGUCAUCGAAACCAGAAAGCUGCGACGAAGUAGGUUACGUGACUCGCAAAUCACAUCCAACCUGUGAAUCUGUUGAAAAUAUUCAAUAAAAGAUUUGAUCAACACUUGUUUUUGGACACAUUUUAUUUCGUAGAAACUCAGAUCCAGGAACCCUACUUCCAGAAUUUAUUUUUAUUCAUUGAUUAUAAAAAUAUUCGACAUGCUUUCUUUCAUAUCAGGCUAAUGGAACUGUAGCGUAUUACUAGAUAGUUUUUCGUCCGUCCAGCUAAAAUCCCGGAGUUUAUUUCUCUCCUGAAACCGUUGCUCGCUGUUCAUCACGCCAUUUUCGCUGUAAGGCGGUCAUGACCUGCGUCACCAGUCUGUUGACCGCGUUCCACGUGUUUAUGUCGCUUGUCAUUCUGUAGACGGCAUUAUUCGGGUUGAUAUCCGGUCCUCCCGUUUCAAGCAUCUCCCUGCGUGUCGCUUCGAACCUUACGCAUUCGAAGACCAUAUGCUCCGGUGUUUCCCCGACGUUUAUGCACUCCGGACAAAAGGGUGACACCGAGUGUCCGAACCGAUGUAGGUACUGUUCACUAUGCCUCCUAUUUACCCAGGUCGAGAGAACCGGUAUGAAUCUUCGAGUCCACCUUCCUUAUAUCGGCCCCCGAGUCAACUCUCAGUGGUUUCCGUAUUCCCCUGGUCUCGUUCCGCUUAUAGCAUUCGUUAACUUCCACUAGGAUGACGCCGAUCGGGAUCAUUCCAGCGAUAACACAGACUGAGUGAGAUAGUCCUGUACGCGCUUGCGACCCGCAUGGCCACGAGCCUGAACGUACUACUCAGCUUUACUCCAUUCCGCUGUCUACAGCGCCGCAACACAGACAGUGCCUCUGUACCUCAGUAUCGAUUUUGAUACAUUAGCCAGAAGACGCCUGCUUGGCCCGGUGUUCGGCAUAAUUAUGGCUAAAGCAUUUAUAGCUUGUGUUGGAAUUCAGUCGAAACUGCGACAUCCAUCAUUACGCCCAGCUAUUUCAGUGCCCGCUUAGAAACUGCGACAUGGUUUUCAGGGAGCGAAUUAUCAUUUAAGCAAAAUACUCGCCUGAGAAGGAAGUUCGAAAGACCCCCUCACGAACUUCAAACGCAGGACCAGGACGACUAAACUGACAGUAUGGUCGACAUUAACACCAGAAAGGCGGGACAGGAUUGUCAAUGUCCACCUAACUUACUUAUACAGUAUUACGCUUGCAAAAUUCGCUACAAAAGGACAGUAUGCAUUUCUAGACGACAGAGAACUUCGGUGGGAUGCUUCCUAAUGCGGAUGAAGCAAUACUACCUUUAUUUUUGCGUUCCUUUGCCACCAGUAAAAGGAUUAGACGACAUGGUAAAGCACAUAUCUGCGACUAAAAUUAGGAACGCGCAAUUUGAGUAAAUUCAUUCUGCAUAUGCGGAGCCUACCAUGUUACCAUGAGCCUACCAAAUCUGUGAUAAUCACAUGUGAAUUAACUCAUUCCAUAGCCAGUGAAUUUGACUUACCUGAAUCGAUUCCAUAUUGGUGAUAUUUACUCGCAGAAUAUUAAGUUUGAAUUCCUGCAAGUAAAAAGAAAGAAAUAUUAAAUGAAACACUCUCCAC